AUGGCCUUCCGACAACAAAACUCUACGGCUACGACGCCCGUCAGCAAAAUGAUGCGAGGGCUAGGAGAAGUCAGCUUGGGCAAAACGCCAGGCAGCGCCGGACGGAACACAAAGUUCUCGAAGACGCCGACCGGAGCUUUCAACAAUCGGCGGCCACUCGGAAGGCGAGAGCUCACCCCGUCGCGGUCAAACGCCAAUGCCGCGCAGCGAUUUGACGGAGACAGGAUGAUCCCCUCCCGGUGUGCAAGUCAGCUCGAGCUGGCCAGCUUCCUCCACAGCCAAAGUCUUGCGAACGAGACGAUGAACACCUCGAAGAGUGCCCCCACCAGUCCGUCUAAAGAAGAGCUUGAAAAGCGCAAAUUUAUGAAAAUGAUGCGAGUUAAAUCUUCCUCUGAUCUUGGCGGUGCCGAGGACCAAGAUAGAAUCUUGGUUUUCCGGAAGAACAAUGCGCCAUUGCCCCCGGUCGGCCAUAUGAACACAAAAGUUCUCUUCACAACAUGCGUCCAACCGUCAUCGACAGUCAAGAAAUCCUCACGCCAGAUCCCAUCGAUGGCCGAUAGGAUUCUUGAUGCUCCCAAUCUCGUUGACGACUACUACACCGAGCUGAUCGACUGGGGAGAGGGUGGCCUGCUAGCGGCCGCUCUGGGUUCCGAGCUCUACCUGUGGAACCCGGACAGUGGCGAUAUCUCGGUAUUGAUCGACCAAGACUCGGCUGAAGAUAUGAUCACCGCCGCCAAAUGGUCGAACGAGGGCCGUUUUCUGGCAGUCGGCGGAGAAUCGGGCGUCAUUCGGCUCUUCGACCCGUCCAAGGGAAAGGAACUUCGUAAGCUGACGGCUCCCCGACUCUGUCGUGCCACGUGCAUGGCCUGGAAAGACCACAUGCUGUCGAUCGGGUACAAGAGCGGCCAAGUCGUUUCCCAUGACGUGCGCAUCAAGGAGUCGGUAGUUGGUGUGCUUGAAGGCCACUCCCAGCCCGUCUGCGGAGUCCAUUGGUCACCGGACGGGGCCCAGUUCGCCACCGGUGGCAGCGAUAACCUCGUCCACGUCUGGGACAGCAGCCGGGUGACGGCCCGAGGCCAGACGCCGACCUAUGUGCUGAACGAUCACACAGCUUCCGUGAAGGCCGUCCAAUUCUCCAACUUCAAACGCGGACUCCUUGCGACAGGCGGUGGGACCACGGAUCCAACCGUGAAGCUUUGGGACACGAUGACUGGAGCCCUGACAAAGACGAUCAAAGUCGACUCGCAGGUCACCGCCAUCCGCUUCAACAAGGACUACAAGGAGAUGAUUGUCGGGCUGGGCCGCACGGCUAAUACGCUCAAGAUAUUCAAGCACCCCAACUACCAGGAGAUUGCUAAUAUUGCAGGGCAUACGGAUCGCGUGCUCGGCCUAUCGAUGUCGCCAUGCGGCCAAUACGUGAUGAGCGCCAGCGCUGACGAGACGCUCCGGUUAUGGCACCUCUUCAAGGUCGACAAGAGCACCCAACGUCUCCAACACCACCGCAGCAAGCUGUCGACCCUGGAGGCCAUGCGC
Molecule: messenger RNA, 1533 nt
Organism: Mesorhabditis spiculigera
Lineage: Eukaryota; Metazoa; Nematoda; Chromadorea; Rhabditida; Rhabditidae
Source: the annotation of a GenBank genome assembly